This is a messenger RNA of Schistosoma margrebowiei, 2317 nucleotides long. Lineage: Eukaryota; Metazoa; Platyhelminthes; Trematoda; Strigeidida; Schistosomatidae. The record is from the annotation of a GenBank genome assembly.
GUUUUGAAAUCGUGCGGUACUUAGUCUGCAGUCAUCGUGGUCGUUAUGUCGUUACGUUUCUUAAUUUGAUCCGGUUUUUGGGAGAUUUUGGGAAAAACGCUAUAGAAAAUUUUGGGGAAUAUUCGGGAAAACGUCACCAAAACCACAACAUUUCCACAGUGUAUCAACUGACAAGGAUCACAAUAUUUCGUCAAAUUAUUGUAAAUUCACAUGGAGAAUGUUUGGCCAGCGAAGUACAUUCUGUUUACACUCCCUGGCCAAAGUCUGAAGAAUUUUCGAAAUGUUCUCAUUGUUUAAACACUUAUUUCACAAUGUCUUCUUCUCGGCAUAUUUACUAUGUCGCUCGUGAAAUGUUUCCCGCCUGUCUUUUGGCAGGUGUCGGAAUGGUAGUUGCGGGAUGUUAUAUUGAUAUGCUGAAGUCCUCGGGCACUUUAACUUCGAAAGAGGAAAGUAUUUUUGAGAUCAUUCCACCAAUUCUUGGACUGAAAGGAAAUUUAGAAGUUGCUCUUUCCUCUCGAUUAGCUACUGUGGUCCAUUUUCGAAGGAAGUUUAACGAACUAUCUUUCUGGUUGUUCACAACCACUCUGGCUUUUAUACUUGUUCUUGCUGUGUUUGCAAGCACAAUUAUACCUUUAGUGGUAAUAACGUUACAUAAAUCAUCGGGUACAUCUCAUUUCCCUGUUGAUCUUGUUCAUCUUAUCUGCAUUUCAUCAAUGACUUGCAUUUGUGCCACGUGUUUUAUAGGCGUUGUUGUUUACGCAAUAGUAUGUGCUUGCGUCUUUUGCGGAACGAAUCCUGAUAAUGUUGCUCCACCUGCAGCCGCUGCUUUGGGUGAUCUUGUGACUGUUUUGAUUAUUUCACAUGUGAACUAUUACUUUAUCAUGCAUCCAACUUUGACUGUCACCGUUGCCGUGUGCAUGAUUUCUGUGGUUCUUAUUUUGAGUAUAUGUUAUUUAUUAUAUUAUUCAAACGUCAACGUAUCUGGUGAUCUUCGCAGUCUUAUUAUUACACCUAAUACUGUUAAAGAAACCAUCAUUCCUUUAACUCUUGCAAUUAUCAUGAGUAGCAUUUGUGGGAAUAUAUCCGCCCGAUUUCUAAUAGAUUGGCCCAUUAUUGCGCGCCUUCAAGUCCCAAUAAAUGGUAUGGGGGGAAUUUUUGGUUCAAUGUUAAUUAGCAGGAUGACAACACGCCUGCAUUCAAUAACUUGUUCAAAAAAGCCUCCUCUGAAGGAGUCGUUCAUUGUUUCUCCAACAUCUGGUCUAGUCACAGUUGAAAAAGUUAACACUGUGAACUCUGAUAGAAAAUCUACAACUCAUAAUUCACGUUUCUACACAUCAUCUCAGUCAUUCGAAACAUUGGGAUCCUGUAGAAAAGUACUUGAAAUUCAUACUGAUGUUUCACGGGUAUCUAAACUUAUCAGAUUCCUGUGUGUCCCGUUACAUUUUACUUUAACUUUAGUCAGUUUAACUGUCAGUUAUUAUUUGAAACAGGAUAAUUCUCCAAAGAUCACAUCACCUCUGCAGUUUGACAUUUUAUUUCCUUACCUCGUCGCUGGAUUCAUACAGAUAUGCAUACUUCUCGAGUUUGCGAAAUGGAUUGUUUUAAAACUUUGGAAAUAUUUACAUUCUACAAAACAUUUAAACUCUCAUGAUAAUGUUAUAUCCUUAGCAUCAAUUGAUUUCUCUGCUAUAGCUGUCACUACCGGUGCAGGUGAUCUGAUUGGAACAAGUUUAUUCAUUGUAUUUCUAUCUAUUAGUAAAUGGAUUAUAAGCGGUUGAUUUUCUUUUCGUUUUUUUUGUGUGAUCAUUCUGUACAAUUAGUGCUUUGAUGCUUAUAUUUUGUUCUUUGUUGUAUAUAUGAAAAUAUUAUUCUCUUUCUUUCAUAUUCACAUGAUUGAUAUAACAGUUAUUUGGACGAAUUAAAUCUUCUAUACUUAUGUAAUAUCUUAUAAAGUUUUUUACAUCAUGUCAGUAUAAUUUUCAGUAAUUUUUUCUACAUGUUUAUCUUAAUGUAGAGAAAAGUUUAAAGGGAAUGUUGUCACUAAAUAAGUUGUGAUACAUUUUUUUUGUGUAUUUUGCUAAUAUUAUAAGGUUUAGAAGUUUCAACUGGAUCUUGAAGGGGUUUUGUAAUGGUAAUGGUUCUUUCCUUUGAUUAUUAGGAUUUGUUACUAUUCACUUAUAAUGUUUCUGUUUAAAUUAUAAUCAUUCAUUUGUAUUCUCUCUAUUUUCCUCUCCGUUUACAAAUAUUCUACUGUGUUUAUUUAUACCUGUUGAUCCGAUUAAAUCUAAAACAUUUAAAAAAUAUAAUUGAAUUAUGC